AUGGGUUGUAUUUGCGCCACCGCGCGUUCUCCAAACGCCGCCGUUGCCAACACUGACCUAUUGGAUUCAAGCAAAUCCAUCCUUCAACUUCUCCCUCCUCCUUCGUCCUCUUCAUCUAUAAAGGAAGGAUCUUUCACACGUCCGAACUCUUCAGCUUCCAUCACCGUCGUGGCUAAUGUUUAUCCAGAGGCGCGCCGUCCCUCCACGUCAUCUGAUCGAAACAGCAAUAACCCAGUAGUUAUUGUCGGAGCUCCGACCAGAAGAGUUACGGCUAUGCCGGUGGGGCAGCCUAAGCAGAAGUCAGAGUGUUUGACGGGGAAUAAAACAGAAUCCACUAGCGGAGAAUGGCCAUCUUGGUUGGCUUCUGUUGCCGGAGAAGCCAUCAAGGGAUGGGUUCCUCGCUCCGCAGAUUCCUAUGAGAAGUUAGACAAAAUUGGACAGGGGACAUACAGCAGCGUGUACAAAGCCAGAGACUUGGAAACAGGAAAGAUCGUUGCGAUGAAGAAAGUUCGGUUUGUGAACAUGGAUCCAGAGAGUGUCCGGUUCAUGGCCAGGGAGAUUCUCAUUCUUCGUAAGCUUGACCACCCUAAUGUCAUGAAGCUUGAAGGUCUAGUCACCUCUAGACUCUCAGGUAGUCUCUACCUUGUCUUUGAGUACAUGGAACAUGAUCUCGCAGGUCUAGCUGCAACUCCUGGAAUCAAAUUCUCCGAAACUCAGAUAAAAUGCUAUAUGCAACAGCUGUUUCGUGGGCUUGAACAUUGCCACAGAAGAGGAAUCCUCCACCGUGAUAUCAAGGGAUCUAAUCUCUUGAUUAAUAACGAAGGUGUUUUGAAGAUUGGUGACUUCGGUUUGGCUAAUUUUUACCGGGGUGAUGGAGAUAUUCAGCUGACAAGUCGCGUUGUAACAUUAUGGUACAGAGCGCCUGAGCUGCUGCUUGGUGCUACUGAGUAUGGACCAGCCAUAGACCUCUGGAGCGCCGGCUGCAUUCUCACUGAGCUCUUCGCUGGAAAGCCUAUCAUGCCAGGACGCACAGAAGUGGAGCAGAUGCACAAGAUCUUUAAGCUCUGUGGUUCACCCUCAGAAGAUUACUGGAGAAGAGAAACUCUACCACUUGCAACAAGCUUUAAACCAAGUCACCCUUACAAGGCUGUUCUUGCUGAAACCUUCAGUCAUUUCCCUGCAUCGGCUCUGACACUCAUACACAAGCUACUAGCAAUAGAACCUGAGAAACGUGGAUCAGCUGCUUCUGCAUUGAGGAGCGAGUUCUUCACGACAGAGCCACUCCCUGCUAAUCCAUCAAGCUUGCCUAGAUAUCCACCAAGCAAGGAGCUUGAUGCUAAGCUACGCAACGAAGAAGCAAGAAAAGUCAAGGCAGAGGAUAAAAAGAGAAGAGGGGGAGAGACUGUGACAAGAGGACGAGCUAAAGAUCUCAACACUGCGCAGACACCUGAGUUUAUGGUCGCAGGGCAGUCCAAGGUCACAUGCAUAAGCCACAAGUUCAAAACAGACGAGGAAGGCGGCACAGGGUUUAGGAUUGAACCACCAAGAAGAGGGAUCCAGCAGAACGGCUACGCUCAUGCUUCUACAGUGGUUCACCCAAGUGUUGCUGAUACAGAAUGGAACAGAGGAGGAAGCAUCAAAAGGAAAACCAAUGCAGAGUUGAAGUCAAGGGUAACACAAACAGGAGACUUGUCUGGUGAUUCUGGUAGAAGAAGUUCCAGCAGAGAUUACUCAACCGGCAACGCACCAAGGAAAAACAGGAUUCAUUACUCAGGACCAUUGAUGCCUCCUGGAGGAAAUCUUGAUGAAAUGCUCAAAGAACACGAGAAGCAGAUCCAACAAGCUGUCCGCAAAGCUCGUGUCGAAAAGUCAGGGCAACAGCAGCGUUACACAGGAAGAAAUGCUCGGUAGCUAAAAGAGAGAGUGAGAGAAAUAGCGAACAAGAAGAAAAUUAAAAUACAUAGCAACAUGUUUUGAGGUUUCAUCAAAGCCAUAGAAACUCAUUAAGCGUUUUUGUUUUGGGCUCUUCAGU
Messenger RNA from Brassica oleracea var. oleracea, 2032 nucleotides. RefSeq names its product probable serine/threonine-protein kinase At1g09600. Gene Ontology annotation, cellular component: cyclin-dependent protein kinase holoenzyme complex; nucleus. Gene Ontology annotation, molecular function: RNA polymerase II CTD heptapeptide repeat kinase activity; ATP binding; cyclin-dependent protein serine/threonine kinase activity. Bases 1 to 1911 code for a protein of 636 amino acids. Gene Ontology annotation, biological process: protein phosphorylation; positive regulation of transcription elongation by RNA polymerase II. The transcript has 7 exons. The record is from RefSeq and is a predicted model, not a curated record. Lineage: Eukaryota; Viridiplantae; Streptophyta; Magnoliopsida; Brassicales; Brassicaceae.